AUGUACGUUCUCAAUCCGAAGGCUGCAUCUUCUGGAGGUCCCCUGUGUACUCUCACAUCUUCACUAUCAGCUGUGUUUGGUGGAGAUGCAGAUAUCCUGACCUACACAUCAUAUGAGGGAGGAAGUGUGAACAUCAGCUGCCCAUAUGAUGCUAAUUACAUAGACAACACAAAAUAUCUCUGCAGAGGAGAAUGUUCCGUACUAACACUGAUUGGAAAAAAAGAUAAACCCAUUGAGUCUGAAAAGUCACCCAAAUAUGAAAGAUUUUUUUUAAAUGAUGACAAAAGAGCCAAAGUUUUCACUGUUACUAUCACAGAUCUGCAGGAAACAGAUAAAGGACACUGUUUUUAUGCUCAAUUCUCUUAUUUGUCCUCUGAUUUAGUGUCGCAUGUUUCUGGUGUAAAAGGAGAUCAGCUGUCUGUUCAAUGCCAUUAUUAUUAUGGUGUCAUCAAUAAUGAAAAAUUCUUUUGCAAAGGAGAAGAUUUGACUUUCUGUGAAACAUCUGGUGUCAAAGUUUCAAGAGGGAAAAAUCCAAAUAGUAGAUUCUCUCUGAAUGAUGACACAUCUGCAAGAGUUUUUACUGUGACCAUCACUAAUCUGACAGAAGAGGAUUCUGGGAUCUACUGGUGUGGAAAUGUACCGAAAGGAUCUCAACCAGCACAUAAGAAGUGGAUUUCAGCGAUCAAUCUGACGGUAUCUGAAGCUUCAAUCACAUCAGAGAGGACAUUAAAUACACCAACAACCGCUUCAUUUCACACCACCAAACCAGCAUCUACUCAUUCUUCAUCCAGACCGACCGCAUCUUUAUCAUCACCUUCAUCUUCACUGAUCUUAUUGUCGUCAAAACCACAGUCAAGUUUAAUGUGGAUCGUGAUUCUGUUGUUUAUUGCGAUGUUGAUGUUGUGUGGAUUCCUCUUGUUUAUUUACUUCAGGCGGAGUAAAACAAACAAAGGAUUGCAGCUCAGUGGUGUCACUCGUGGCUCAGAUGGGAAUCUGAACAAUGUACAGUUAAGAGAAACCAGAGUCUCUGUCUGUGAUCAUGAGGAAAUUCAGCUCACAAAUGAUCAUUCUGAUUUUAGUUUGGCCUCUCCUGUAUCUGAUGAAGAUGAUGCUUCUGUUACUGUAGCACAAUAUAUCUUCUGUGAUGAUCUCAACUAUUCCAACAUCAGAUUUACAGACCAUUCAGACAAAACUUUUCCUGAUGGACAAAUAUAUAUAAGUGAUUAUGCAACUGUUAUUUUCUACAAGAUUGUGGGCAUCCAUAAGGAAGCCAACAGAUCAACCACAUUCAGUUUUAAAUCUCAAAAGUAACUCCUCAGGUCUCCCUCUGUAUUCUGAUUUACAUGCUACUGUACAAUCUGGCUUUUUGUUUUCUGAUUAUAUUUGGAUAUUUUGAACAAGAGCGUGGUAUACAUUUCAAGUUAGCAUUGAUUUAACAUCUGUUGAGUUAAAGAAGCAAAUACAAUUGUCAUAAUUUUUGAAUAUGUAUUUAAUUCUCUUUAUUACAUGGCUCUCUGGAAUGCUUGAUUCUGAUUGGUCAGUUGAGACAUUUGCAGGUUCGUUCUUUUCAAAUAAUAACCGCUCCAAAGUAAUAACGCAUAGCCGGUACUACUUGUACGAUUAAAAUCGCUCCGCGCCAAUAAAGAUUACUGUUUGGCGCAAUCUUGUGACAAACACUGGACAACCACAAUUAGAAUGGAACAUUUUGUCAUUAAUUUUAACAUGCACGGAAAAAACAAAACAUUUAAACAGUGGAUAGAAGAACGAACAAUGACAAGACACAGAGAGUUUACUGAGACUGAACUUGACAAAAUAGAGCAUGACAGCUACGAAGCCAACACACAAAAAAAUACAGAAUGGGCAUUAAACUUCUCAAAGACUGGCUAAAAGAGAAAAAAUGGAGACAGACAAGUAUGAAGC
Messenger RNA from Paramisgurnus dabryanus, 1920 nucleotides. The record is from RefSeq and is a predicted model, not a curated record. Lineage: Eukaryota; Metazoa; Chordata; Actinopteri; Cypriniformes; Cobitidae.